AUGCACACAUUUUUGGCACGUGUUGGUCAAUUACUGUUCCAUGUGUUUGUUCUUCUGGACUUAAAAGGUGUUGAAUCAGCAAAAGGAAAAUAUGCCCAGAUGUUAUUUAGAGACUUAUUUGAGGACUACUCGAAUGCACUGCGUCCAGUAGAAGAUACUGAUAAAGCACUAAAUGUCAGCCUACAGAUUACACUCUCUCAGAUCAAAGACGUUGAUGAAAGAAAUCAGAUCUUGACGGCAUACUUAUGGAUAAGGCUAAGCUGGUACGAUGCUUACCUAAAGUGGGACAGAGACGAGUAUGAUGGCCUUGAUUCUAUCCGUAUUCCCAGCAACAUGGUUUGGAGACCAGACAUUGUGCUGUACAACAAGGCAGACGAUGAAUUUUCAGAACCAGUGAAUACAAAUGUGGUCCUAAGAUAUGAUGGGAAAAUCACUUGGGACUCACCGGCCAUCACAAAAAGCUCCUGUGUUGUUGAUGUUUCUUAUUUCCCCUUUGAUAAUCAGCAAUGUAACUUGACAUUUGGCUCCUGGACCUACAACGGCAAUCAGGUAGACAUAAUCAAUACUAUGGACUCUGGGGACCUGUCUGACUUUGUGGAAAAUGUUGAAUGGGAAAUGCAAGGCAUGCCAGCCGUGAAGAAUGUAAUUACCUACGGCUGCUGCUCUGAGCCCUACCCUGAUAUCACCUUCACUUUGAUCUUGAAGAGGAGAUCUUCUUUCUACAUCUUUAACCUACUAAUUCCCUGUGUCAUGAUAUCCUUCCUGGCUCCCUUGGGAUUCUAUCUCCCCGCAGAUUCAGGGGAAAAGGUUUCGCUUGGUGUCACUGUUCUUCUGGCCCUUACUGUAUUUCAGUUGAUGGUUGCAGAGAGCAUGCCUCCAUCUGAAAGUGUUCCACUCAUAGGAAAAUAUUACAUAGCAACUAUGACCAUGAUCACAGCCUCCACUGCACUGACCAUUAUCAUAAUGAACAUCCACCUCUGUGGACCAGAAGCAAAGCCCAUACCCCGAUGGGCCAGGAUUGUGAUAUUGGACUACAUGUCCAAGAUAUUCUUUGUUUAUGAUGUUGGUGAGAACUGCACCAGCCCACAGAGUGACUCUGACACUAAAUCUAAUGGAAGUGUUCCCUCAUACGAAGAUUAUGAGAAAGAACAGGAGCCCUAUAGUAGCUUAGGUUGUCCUCUCUCAGGCAGUGGGAACUUUUCCUGUGACAUUGACACUAACAAAAAGUUGAAUGGACAUCUGGGGGGACAUUAUGCCCUGCAAAAAGAGAUUUCAGAAACUCACUGCUGUGCCCACUGCAAUCGCUACAGAGUUCUCACUAAUAACAUAGAAUAUAUCACUAACUGGUACAGAGAGCAGAAAGCAAUAAGUGCUAAAGGCAUCGAGUGGAAAAAGGUGGCAAAAGUCAUGGACAGGUUUUUCAUGUGGGUCUUUUUCAGUAUGGUCUUUUUCAUGAGCAUUUUAAUUAUUGCCCAGGCAGUGUGAUUCUUAUUGGCAGCAGUAAAUUUAGAACAGAAGCUUAUAUCUUAGAAAUGAAAUGUAAAUGAAUGGAAUUUUUGACUUCUUACUGUGCACAGAAUUCUAAAGUUACUAAAAACUUUUAACUUUGGUUGCAAAGUGACCCAAAAUAACAGGCUGCUUAGGCAAGUUUAAGGGGAGCAAAGUAAAUGCAGAGUAAAUUCAGAGAAGUUUAGCAGGAGCAAUUAAUAAUCUAUAUAACAGGAUAAAAGGACUUGAACAAAGGACAAUCUGAACAUUGCACUCUCUUCUGCCAUACUGCAAUAACUUGUAUAAGUGACACGAGACAUGUGGCAACACUUUGGUGCAGCAGAGCCACGUCUGUAGUUGUGCACUUGGUAAGGCGAAAGGCAAAAGAUAAAAUAUAACAAGUAGUUAUGCCUGCCUAGUAACUUUAGUGGUUUUAAAUUUUGCAAAAAUUGAAUUCAAAGCACAAAAAAAAGAGCUUUUCCAGCUAGUUUUAGGGGUAUAUGCACCUGAAAUGUUGUGCAAAUAAUAGGAUGCCUUGAAGAACCAUGUCAUUCUUUUACCCAAUGUUGUCUUCAGUGCAAGUGCUAAUUUCCUUCAUGGAUAAUAUCACUGAGAUGACUUUCCCAAAGAUAUGUAUUUAAUAACAGGCCUGAUCAUAAUCUCUGUGGUUCUGAACAGUUUCCGGUCAGAAGUUGAAUAGUUCUAAAAGUCACAUAGGUAUUUUAUUUUCCAAAUACAACUGACUUCUUCAUCCUUCACCAAAUUAAUUGCUUACAUCUGAACAUACUCCCAGGAUUUUGCUAACUUAAAAACAAAGUCAAUUCUGUCCGCAAACAACUUUCCCACCCUUCAGAUACCAAUAAUCUCAACCUUCCUAAAUCUCCUCUUUCCGUAUGCAGCUUCUUUAUUGCUCUCCGCCUACUACUUGCUCACUGGAUAUGCCCUCUUCAUUACUAAACCAGUGUGCCCCUGCCCUAACUCCAGCUCUUACUCACAUUUUCAAUUCCACUCUGGUUUCUGGUACU
Xenopus tropicalis (tropical clawed frog) is the source of this 2513-nucleotide messenger RNA. It is a transcript of the gene chrna9, whose product is annotated as cholinergic receptor, nicotinic alpha 9. Gene Ontology annotation, biological process: monoatomic ion transmembrane transport; regulation of postsynaptic membrane potential; chemical synaptic transmission, postsynaptic. The record is from RefSeq and is a predicted model, not a curated record. The transcript is spliced from 5 exons. Bases 1 to 1485 code for a protein of 494 amino acids. Gene Ontology annotation, cellular component: synaptic membrane; membrane; acetylcholine-gated channel complex. NCBI's taxonomy places the organism in Eukaryota, Metazoa, Chordata, Amphibia, Anura, Pipidae. Gene Ontology annotation, molecular function: acetylcholine-gated monoatomic cation-selective channel activity; extracellular ligand-gated monoatomic ion channel activity; monoatomic ion channel activity.